Momordica charantia (bitter melon) is the source of this 2272-nucleotide messenger RNA. RefSeq names its product SNF1-related protein kinase regulatory subunit beta-2. The record is from RefSeq and is a predicted model, not a curated record. NCBI's taxonomy places the organism in Eukaryota, Viridiplantae, Streptophyta, Magnoliopsida, Cucurbitales, Cucurbitaceae. Gene Ontology annotation, molecular function: protein binding.
UGGCCUGCAUUUAUUUUUUGUUUCCCAUCCCUCUCCCGCUCGUUCUCUCUCUCUCUCUCAAUCUAUCUUUUUUUUUUUCCCUCCUUUCACUCUGAUUUCGGUCUGGUGGUUGAUUGCUGAGAGAGAGAAUCACUUUCAUCAGAUUCUUGCUCUGCCUUUUUCCCUAAGGACCAAAUGAUUGCAAAAGUUUAAGCCUAGAAUUGGGAUCUCUCCCUAGUCCCUUGAAUAAAGAUUGUUUAGUCCAGCCAAGCUACCUUUAACUUCAAUCUUUCUCAAGGUAUUAAGUGGUUUGGACAACACUAAUCGAGUUGUCUCAAUGUUCUAAUCAGCAUAUUUGAACAUAGAUCUAUUUGCACGCUUGCUGUGAAAAGGGUAAUCCUUGAGAUUUAGAAACAAGUCACAUGGGGAGGUAGUUUUACUUUAGGAAUGUCUUUCCGUGGGGGAGAGAGAAAGACAGAGCUUCAUGGGCUUGCAAAAGCAGCUUUUGCCGCUUUCAGUUACUUGGACUUCCACCGAGAUUGGGUCUUUGACUUUCGUACAACAACAGAGACAAGUUUUCUAAAGCGCCACCUUCUUCCCUAAGAAAACUUGUUAAGAGGUCAGGUCAAAUAUCAAAUCUUUGCUGAAUUACUGUGGUUACAAUUAGUCUUUCUUCGUACCAAUGGUUGUAAGAUGAAUUCUGCAAUUUUCUUUUAGAAGGUUUCACAAAUAUGCACAAGAAGUUGUUAUCAGAAAGCAACAUCCAGCUCCAAUCAACAGCUCAUGCUUGAUCGUUCGAAGAUAGGUAAAACAGUAAUUUCGAGCUAUUAUUUGGAGCCCGUAUCGAUGCAGUGGCAAUUUAGGAGUGGCUAUUGGAGGCUCCAAAAGACUCCCUCCAGAUGAAGGAAAAAAAAAAGUAAUAAUUUUGAUGACGAGGCAACAUUCCCUAUUAAAUCAGCAUAAUUACCAACCCACUGAAAAAAUCUUCCAAAUUCAUUGGAGAAUAAAAAAGCACUGUUCAUCGUGCAGUUGGGUUUUUUUAAUCACAGCAGCAAGAGGGGUUUUGGGCUGAAAAGAAGAGGAAAACAAGGGAGAGAAAGUGUCCUUGGGAAGCAAGAGAAAGAGGGAGAGAGGACAAAUUGCACUUUCCAAAAUAAAACUUAACCGAACUCCAUAAAUACACAGCUGGAGCCUGCGCAAGGAAGAUGCUAAUAGAAUCCUACUUCCACCCAACUCUUGGUUCGGAUUCUUUGUUUUUGUGGGAUUGAUCGACUGACUUAAGUAGCGAUGGACAAUGCUGGGGGUGGUAGGAAAAAUGGAGAAGGUCCCUCUGGAGUCCAUAAGUUUCGGGAGAAUCAUGACCAAAGGAUGGACUGURCAGACGAUCCAGCACACAACAGCUCCCGCACUUGUGAGUUUUCAGAGUCAAGAAUUCAGAUUUCUCCACAAAGCUCUGGCGCUCAUCGAGUCCUCAUCUCUAACCCUCAGUGUGCUGCUGCAUUCGGUGAAAAUGUGUUCCAUGAGACAGCGACACAAGUGAGGAUCUCGUGGAAUCAUGGUGGCAAUCAAGUGGCCGUCGUAGGAUCAUGGGACAACUGGCAGACUAGGGAGCUCCUGCAGAACACAGGUGAGCAGUUUGUGGUAAUAAAGACUCUGCCGGUCGGUAUCUACCGCUACCACUUCAUUGUUGAUGGGUGGUUGGUUUAUGCUCCAGAUCUACCCUGGGUUUCUGAUGAUUCAGGGAGUGCAUAUAAUAUAUUGGAUUUGCAGGGGCAUGUUUCUGAAUUGCCUGAAAGUAUGUCUGAGUUCAAAGUUCCUCCAUCCCCGCCCUCGAGUUAUGACAACCAAUACUUGAACGAAGAUGAUUUCAGCAGGCCUCCGCCAGACCUACCUCCGCAACUUCAAGGAACCAUUUUGAACGAUCCAUCUCCUUCGGUUGAGGGUCAACGGUUGCCAGUUACACCUCGGCGUACAGAAUUAAACCACCUCUACGUUCAGAACAAUGUCCGAGAUCAGUUUGUAGCACUUGGUUCUACUCACAGGAUUCGUGAAAAGUAUAUAACAAUGUUGCUAUUCAAGCCUUUGUCAAGAACAAGGUGAUAUCCACACUCUUUUCCUCCAAUCAAUUUUCAUUUUCAAAACCGAAAUUGAGUAAAAGCAGUCCUAAUGUCGCUGGAAGAGUUUCCAUCCUCACGAGUUCUGUAGGUUGAGGAAGACUUAGUGUAGCUAAAAGAGAUUCUUUCACACUGAGCAUCAUUAAUUCAAUUGCUAUUUAUUCUGGAGAUUACUGUCA